Molecule: messenger RNA, 384 nt
Organism: Trichoplax adhaerens
Lineage: Eukaryota; Metazoa; Placozoa; Uniplacotomia; Trichoplacea; Trichoplacidae
Exons: 1
Coding region: 1-384 (127 amino acids)
Biological process (GO): plasma membrane tubulation; endocytosis; actin cortical patch localization
Cellular component (GO): actin cortical patch
Molecular function (GO): protein binding; lipid binding
Source: RefSeq, a predicted model, not a curated record
AUGGGCAAUUGCCUGGGUCGUAAUAAUCCUUCUCCUGAGGAUAACAAAGGUAUAAAACAACAAAAUGCAAAUGGGAGAAAUUCUCAAGCAUUAACUGAUGUGACGCCGCCGCCGCCACUCACCGGUGUUCCUGGUGAAGUUAAAACUAAGCAGGAAAAGCUCAAACCAGAAGAACCCAAAACAAUUGUGAUUGCUCUUUACGAUUAUGAGGCCCGUACGAAAGACGAUUUAUCAUUUAAAGCUGGUGAUCAAAUGGAGGUUGCUACUAAAACUGCGCAAUCUAAUCAAGAUUGGUGGUCUGCUCGUUCUAUCCGGACGAAAAAUAUUGGCUUUAUUCCACGUAAUUUCGUUGCCGAGAUUACUUCCUUGGAAGCAAAACCGUAA